Molecule: messenger RNA, 3883 nt
Organism: Dunckerocampus dactyliophorus (ringed pipefish)
Lineage: Eukaryota; Metazoa; Chordata; Actinopteri; Syngnathiformes; Syngnathidae
Gene: tbc1d22b
Product: TBC1 domain family, member 22B
Exons: 14
Coding region: 222-1736 (504 amino acids)
Biological process (GO): activation of GTPase activity
Molecular function (GO): GTPase activator activity
Source: RefSeq, a predicted model, not a curated record
CCAAGAUGGCGGCUUCCAUCGGCUCUUAUUAUCCCUGUCGUUGCUUUUAAACGAUUAACAGUGUUUUAUCGGUAGUGUAAACUCAUGCCAAGGCGGGACAGACAGAGAGCUGACAGGACCUGAGUCGUCGCCAAUGACUGGCAUAAGCGGUUUCCUCAUGGUUGACCUGUGCAGGGAGCCGGUCUUGGUGUCGACUUGAGGGAGGGCUGUCAUAUCCGAGUAUGGCCACUGAAAACAGGAUCAAUUUUUGGAGGAAAAACGCAAAGGUUCCCGGAAGUGUGCAGCCUGUUUAUGGAGCACAGCAUCCUCCUCUGGACCCACGACUGCGACGCUUGUAUCCCAAAGACACAAAGCUGAAGUUCAACAAUCUCAAGUCUAAAAAGACGUCAAGCUUUCAUGAGUUUGCUCGCAGCACGAACGAUGCUUGGGACAUUGAUGACGAUGAGGAAGAUGACGAUUUCCUUGCUGGCCCUGCCCUCUGUUCUUCCCUGCCAUCUGGCGCACACUCAGCAUUCACUCAGAAGCAGCAAGACAUGUCUGGGGUCACACAUAGUGGAAUGUCACACUCAACAGAGGAGGACACCGAGCACAAGCAUGUCAAUGGCAAAGUUGUCAAGUCAAACAGCGAGGUCCACCUCUGCACGUCCUCAGUUCGAUCCACACUUCAGAAGCAGCAGUCUCUCCCGGUUCGGCCCAUCAUCCCACUGGUGGCACGCAUUUCAGACCAGAACGCAUCAGGAGCCCCUCCCAUGACGGUGAGGGAGAAGAGCCGGCUGGACAAAUUCAAGCAGCUGCUGGCUAGUGCCAACACUGACCUUGAGGAACUCCGGAAGCACAGCUGGUCAGGUAUACCAAGGGAAGUCCGUCCAAUCACAUGGAGGCUUCUCUCUGGUUACCUGCCGGCCAAUAAGGAGCGCAGGGAGCUAGUUCUCAAAAGGAAGCGAGAAGAAUACUUUGGCUUCAUUGUUCAAUAUUAUCACUCCAGAACAGAUGAGCACUACAAAGAUACAUACCGACAGAUUCACAUCGACAUUCCAAGGACCAACCCUCUCAUUCCAUUGUUUCAGCAGCCCGUAGUGCAAGAGGUGUUUGAGCGUAUUCUCUUCAUCUGGGCAAUUCGACACCCGGCCAGUGGUUAUGUCCAGGGAAUCAAUGAUCUAGUCACACCCUUUUUUGUUGUCUUCCUCUCUGAGUUUGUCAUGGAGGACAUGGAGAACUUUGAGGUAGCUGCCCUGCCUCUGGACACUCAAAGAAACAUUGAGGCUGACAGUUUCUGGUGUAUGAGCAAGCUGCUGGACGGAAUACAGGACAAUUACACCUUUGCUCAGCCGGGAAUCCAGAACAAAGUCAAAGCUUUAGAGGAGCUUGUCAGUCGGAUUGACGAGGACAUUCACAAUCAUUUCAAAAAGUAUGAGGUGGAGUAUUUACAGUUUGCGUUCCGCUGGAUGAACAAUCUGUUGAUGAGGGAGCUGCCACUGCGUUGUACGAUCCGUCUCUGGGACACCUACCAGGCUGAAGCAGAAGGAUUUUCCCACUUUCACUUGUACGUCUGCGCCGCAUUCCUCAUUGAAUGGCGCAAAGAAAUUCUCUCUAUGGUUGACUUUCAGGGCCUUCUUAUACUACUGCAGAACCUUCCCACAAUCCACUGGGGUAAUGAAGAAGUAGGCCUCCUCUUGGCUGAAGCUUAUAGACUGAAGUACAUGUUUGCAGAUGCUCCCAGUCACUACAAGAGAUAGGCUUCCUAUUCACAGCACAUUCUGUGCUUAAAGAUGUGAAGUCAAACUAGACUGACAGAAGUAGUCACUCGAUUCUUCGACUCACUUCAACUCUCUUCGUCUCGGACGUUCCCUCAAAGACACUGAUGUCUCUGAGGCUUCGGAUUAUCCCGCUAAAACAAUCCCGAGAAAAUGAGCCUCAUGGUGAAGGUCACACUGGAGUACGGAGGUCCACACGGUGAAUGAGGGCCGUCCUUGUUUGCAAUUUGACACUGGACUGUUACACUAUUACACUAUAAAGCACAUGCCUUUGCCAUCUUGCUCCAGUCGUGCAACUGAUUGUUUCUCCUGUCUAAUGUAUUUUCAGAAGAACAUUUUGUGAUGUAAAGGGAUGAUGAAUGUCUGUGAGAUCAUCCUUGGUAAACACAUUUUAUUUUGUACUGAUUUUGAAGUUAUUGUUUUAAGGAGCUGCAGAGACAUGGAGAAGUACAGUACAGUACUUUGAUAUAGUUUGAACAGUGGAAAGUUGUUAUAUAAAUAAGGUCAAACCCGCGUCACUCCCAACUCCCCCUUUAGAAAAAAGUUGCUAGGUGUGAUUAGAAUGAUCUGCACUACACAAUCAGCCAAUCCAACUUCUCUGCUUCAGAGAAAGGUCCACUUAAUCUCAAUACUAGGAUCAUUUACAGUCUCCUACUUUAUUUCAUUGUGUUUUCAGGUAAGUACAAAAAGUAGCAAAAAAAGAUGGAUGUUAACGGUAUACUUUUAGCAAGGUGAAAUUUAAGAAAGCAUUUUCAGUUUGGCUGUGAAUUUUAAUGCCACACUGCUUGAGGGGAAAUGCGGCACCAGGUUAAUGUAGCUUUAGAAAAAAAUAACCAAUAAAUAAUAUAGCUUUAGAACUCAUUUCGAGCUUACUUUAUCCUACAAGUAACACCAAUUGGUUUAAAUUGAAUGUUUUAAUAUUUCAGUUAAGGUAGUCAAGCUAUAGCGCAUGUGCUUCCUUCAGGAAUUGGUGUUUCAUAGUUUUGACCCUUGAUUCGAUACACAGAAAAAUAAAUAAUAUUGAUAAUAGUUAUUAGUAGAUUAGUUUUCUCCAACAAUAUUGACUGUGUUGUGAGAGCAGCAGUCUUCUGUAUGAGCAGCCAUCCUGGUUUUGAAUGAUUCUAUAUACUUAAUGAUUUAGUCAGUGGUACUGAAGGACACUGGUGAGUAUUCCAAUUGUAUUCAAAGUGCAACCCUGCUGUACUUCAAACAGUCCUGUGCAAGCAGUGCAGCUCAGGAGUAUAUGAUGAUGCCUUUGUGAAGAUGUGCGCCUGUCUUUUGCGAUGUAACAUAAAUGCUUCGUCAUCUGUCCCGCUUUUUAUGUCUCUGUUUGAUUCAGACUGUUCCCUAUUUGCAACAUCGGAAAUAAUGAAUGAGAUUUGGGGAUUGGUAGAGGAAUAGGGGAGUUACCGCCCAUGUAUUCUUAUUGCAGGAAACACAUUAUGAACAUACAUUUUGCAUUUGGAAGAUUUGACAAUCAUAAGCUUUGGUAAUGAUGUUUCCAUAAAUGGGAGUAGGUAAUGUAGAUCAACUAAAUGCUUUGGCAUGCUAUCUCUAAUGCCUGGAUGCCUGGUUUGUGUGGCAGCUAUAUGACAAAAUUGAUGGUCAGGAAUCAUUUUUAUUCCAUUCUAAUAUGUCAAUUCACCCAUAAUAAGGCAGAGCUACUGACUGAGUAUUAACAGUAAAUAAGGUGCUGAUAAUAGGUACUACCUUGUACCUAAUUUGGGGCAGAAAAUUGUCAUCCAUCAAUAUGUUUUUAUUUUGUCACUUUUCUUUAGGCAUGUUUUGUUUUUUUUAAGCGCUACAAUAUAUUUACUUGCUUCUUCAUUCCGGUACAAUUUCACUCAUGCAUCUCUUCAAGGUAUUGUUCUUUCCGUCUUUCUUUGUUUUUUUCAUACUUGUUCAAUACAUGGCGUUGUUUUUAACUGAUGACUAAAAAAAACGUGUUCAUGGAUGUGUGUUGUUGCUGUUUAAUCAAUAUAUGCCAAAUCUUUCUUUGGGCCAAGGCAAGCUGGUUUAGAAUGAGUCUGUAGACAGUUACUGCAGCCUUAAAGGGAGUAUUUAAUUAUUACAGUAUCUGCUGUAUAUUAUUUUUGUUUAUAUUAAACGAUUGUUAUUUUUGUUUUGGG